Messenger RNA from Pelobates cultripes (western spadefoot toad), 19969 nucleotides. The record is from the annotation of a GenBank genome assembly. Lineage: Eukaryota; Metazoa; Chordata; Amphibia; Anura; Pelobatidae.
CGCCGACCAAUCGUAGCCGACGUGGGCGUGGCCAGCGCGUCUCACUAUAAAUAACCGCGUCCCGAGGCGGCAGUCUUAACCAGCUCUCUUGCCGGGCGUAUUGCUGCAGUUUCGCGCCGGGGGUUGUCUGCAGCCACGUGACCCGUAACAGCCAAUCAGCGAGCGGCCGCUCCUCCCCCACCCCGCCCCCAUCUCAUUGCGCAUUGAGGCCGUUACCUCGCCGCUCGGACUCCCACCGGUAAGUCGCCAUCACCGACCUCUCCCGGCCCGGCCGAUCCUCUCCGCCGCCCUCAGAGCUUCCCGUGUGAGGCCCGGAGCGGCGGCGGCCCCCCUCUCUCUCUCCGUGUCGCCAUGGCCGCACUGCGGCGCCAUUUUAUCUGCUGCCGGUCGCCAUUUUGUUUACCUUGUCCUCCGCUCUCCCCUUGUUCUCCGGGCUGGCUGGCGGGAGGGAGCUCGGGGGCCGCGCGUGGCCGGGUCGGAUCUCUGUCUCCGUUCCCUCCACUCCUGGUCUACCCCCCCCCCCGCUGUACCGGCCCGCGGGCCACAACAUGGCGCCGCUCGGGGUCUCCGUGUGAGCAGCGCACGGGCCGCUCGGGGGCCUUUGUCUAUCGGAGCACGAGAUCCACGGCAGCGUAUUCACUAAACGGCGAGACUUUACACCCAGUGUGGGAGCCGCUACCAUAACCACUGCACUGACACACAGUGUAUCAAAUAAUAUCCAGCCUUGAUGGGGAAGUAAUUAAAUAUCCCCAGCCUUGAUGGGGUGUUAAAGCCAUCCCCAGCCCUUGAUAGGGAAUUAAAUAUCCCCCAGCCUUGAUAGGGGUGUUAAAUAUCCCCAGCCCUGAUGGGGAAUUAUUAAAUAUCCCAGCCCUGAUGGGGUGUGAAAUAUCCCCAGCCUUGAUGGGGGUAUUAAAUAUCCCAGCCCUGAUGGGGGGUAGUAAAUAUCCCCGGCCUUGAUGGGGUGUUAAAUAUCCCCAGUGAUGAGGGGUGUUAAAUAUCCCCAGCCUUGAUGGGGGUAGUAAAUAUCCCCAGCCUUGAUGGGGAAUUAUUAAAUAUCCCAGCCUGAUAGGGGAAAUGUGGAAAUAUCCCAGCCUUGAUAGGGAAUUAUUAAAUAUCCCCCCAGCCUUGAUAGGGAAUUAUUAAAUAUCCCCCCAGCCCUGAUAGGGAAUUAUUAAAUAUCCCCCCAGCCCUGAUAGGGAAUUAUUAAAUAUCCCCCCAGCCUUGAUAGGGAAUUAUUAAAUAUCCCCCCAGCCUUGAUAGGGAAUUAUUAAAUAUCCCCCCAGCCCUGAUAGGGAAUUAUUAAAUAUCCCCCCAGCCUUGAUAGGGAAUUAUUAAAUAUCCCCCCAGCCUUGAUAGGGAAUUAUUAAAUAUCCCCCCAGCCCUGAUAGGAAUUCACAAAUAUCCCCCAGCCCUGAUAUAGGGAAUUAUUAGUCCCCCAGCCUUGAGUAUAUAGGAAUUACAAAUAUCCCCCCAGCCUCUGAUAGGGAAUUAUUAAAUAUCCCCCAGCCCUGAUAUAUAGGAAUUAUUAAAUAUCCCCCCAGCCUUGAUAGGAAAUUCUCAUUAAAUAUCCUCAGCCCCUGAUAGGGAAAUAUUAAUACUUCAGCCCCGAUAGGGAAUUAUUAAAUAUCCCCCAGCCCUGAUAUAGGGAAAUAUUAAAUAUCCUCUAGCUCCGAUAGGGAAAUACAAAUAAUCCCCCAGCCCUGAUAGGGAAAUAUUAAAUAAUAUCCCCCCAGCCCUGAUAGGGAAAUAUUAAAUAAUAUCCCCCCAGCCCUGAUAGGGAAAUAUUAAAUAAUAUCCCCCCAGCCCUGAUAGGGAAAUAUUAAAUAAUAUUCCCAUCCCCCAGCCCUGAUAGGGAAAUAUUAAAUAAUAUUCCCAUCCCCCAGCCCUGAUAGGGAAAUAUGAAAUAAUAUCCCCCCCCCCCAGCCCGAUGGGGAAAUGGAUGGAUAUUAAAUAUCCCAUCCUAAAGGGGGGGAACUAUACAUUAAAUGCUUUUCAACUGCUAGAUACUGGUAUAUUGCAUAUCAGUUUGACGGUCAGACUGCAUUAAAUAUUUCCAUAUCUAAAUAAUGCAUAUCCCAGUUUUUUUUUUUUGUUAAACUGCUUUUAAUCUUGCAUUCAAAGUAUGUUGAAUAUCUCCUCCUUAUGGCAGCAAAAACUGAUGCGUAGCAAGUGAUUAGGUUAUAGAGUGAGUGUAUAUCCUCUAUUUAGCAGUCUCCCAAUCACUAAGCAAAAAGGAUGUUGGCAACCCCUCAACUUGCAUUCACAUUAAGAUCAAUUACUGUACUUUCUGUUUUCCUAAAGUGUUGGGAUAGCUUCUGGUGUUACGUUCCCUCCAUUUUCACAGCUUUCAUUGAUUCUCUAUCUGCACUUUUAGCCAAUGUCUGGUAUAAACUAAACUAAAAUCUAAGUGAAGUAAAUGUCAAGUCUUGGGUUUGCCCACCCACUGCAUGAAGUGGCUUAGACAUCAAAUUAAUUUCAGUGCCCACGUGGUUUUUUUUUUCUCCCCAAUCACUGUGUAUUACUAUGGACGUUGCUGAUAUGGAGGUUCAUUGUGUGUAGUAGUAGUAAAUGCUGUAUACAGUAGACUUCUUAACAUGUGGUUGAAGAUUGUGUAAUGAGUGAGGCAACUUUAUCCACCGGUUCAUUCAACUUGAAUGAAUGAAUCUACUCACAUUGUUAGAUGUUACUGCAUGUGUUGGAUGAAAUACUUCACUAGCAUUACUCAUUGUCUGUAAGAACUCUUCCAGUUUUACUUUAUAGUUGGGUCUAGCAUGUUCUUGUAUAUUACUUUGUGGUAACACUGUAGGCAACUCUUAUCUACAAUCUAUAUUAUAAACAAAUGUUUUUUUUUUUUUUUUUCACGCGGUUUCCUCUGUGGGAAGGUGCAAGCAUGCCAUUCUCUUGUAACUUAUGUCCCCCUUUGCUAGAAUGUUUGUAUUUUGUUCUACAAAAACUUUGUAGAAAUUACUUUUUUGAAUUGCAAGUUCAGGUGAAUGUAGAUGUCAUUUGUUGUAGUAGCCCUGAAAAGGUUACUGGUGCGGUACACUUGAUCUGUGGUUCGCAAAUUAGUCUUCAAAGCAGGAUUUUUAAAACUUUUUUUUAUUUUUUUUUAUUUUGCGUGCUUAUUGGAUUAAUUGGGGAAAUGCCUAAAUCUUACAUUGUUGGUGUGCCUUGAGGAGUAUAUUGAGGUUUUCUGUUGGCUCUCUAAGAUCCUAGGUUCUGGCACACUUUUUAAAACAAGGGUGUAUAUAAUCUUAAAUGAGUUUUACUAGUCCAUACUUUCUAUUUAAACAAAUGUUUUCUUAACAGAAUUGUGAUGGAUUAAUAUGUUAAAAUAGAGGAAAAUGUUGUGGUUUUUUUUAAAGGUUAUAGUUCAUGAGGAAGCUAUUUAUGCAAUACAGUAAAGUGUCAUAGAGCAUGUGAAUUUCAAGCAUUACUCCAAGCACUAUGACCACUUCAGUGAUUUGUUCAGCAUUUUAAUAUAGAUAAUUAUAUUGCUACCUCCUCUGGCAUAAAGUACUCCAAGCUUGCUAAAGCCAAUCAUUCACUUGGGGUCAUUCAUUGGCCAUCAGCUGACUUUCUUUCAUUGAAUGACUUGUGUUCUGUAGUGGUAAUGGUACUUUAGGUCUUUCUUUAAAACCACGUAAAGGUGCAGUUUUAAAAGGCUUUAAAAGUCCAUUUGGUGCUUACUGGAGCCAUGCCUCCUCAUAACGGUUAAAUUAAUUACUUGGAAUUGUUAGACUAACUGAAUACAAAGUUCAUAGGUCUCCAGUCCAUUUUAUAGAGGGUAGGGGGGUGGAAGGUUUCUAAAAAGGCCACAUUUAGCAGUCAAAGAAUUCUCUGUAAGCAGCAUAACCACCUCCAUUCAUGAUUUUUUUUUUUUUAAACAAACCAAAAAACUGUAGAUAAUGCACAAUCAACACCUUUUUUAGACAAAAAAGUUUAUUAAAAAAUUUUUGUCUAGCAUGCUGGAGUGUUUUAGUGGUACCAGAGAGCGCCAAAACUAGAACCUGCUGCAGUUGUUAGGUUACCCAACAGCAAUUUCACUUUCAUUGAAGCUCUGUCGGCAUAUAACUGCAAAAUAAAUUAGCAUCUUAUCAAACUAUAAACAUCAAAGUAGAUAUAUUUUCAUUCACAAGGAUAUAAUGAAAUUGCUUGUGCGGUUUACUAUGACUGUAUGGAGUCUUGUGUUUGUGUGGAUGAAGCGGUCUGUGACUUGGUCUGUUAGUACCAGGCUUAGUUAAGUUUUGGACUUCUGGUAUCUGAAGAAAGUGGCAGUUCCUGUGCCUUUGCAUUGAUGGAAGAGAUUGUCUUUUUUACAAAAAUAUUGUUGCUAUAUAGCGGGCCUCUUGUAGUUCAGAUUUUAACAAGGGCUCAAGGUUGCUACAUUAUGUUUUGAAAAAUAAUUUUUAAUCAGAUUGAAUGAGGAACAAAUACUGGCUUUAUUUUUGCAGCUAUAAUUAGUGGUUAAUACAUUAUGUGCAUUUCUGCCACCUUUCAUUGUUGUAAUUCUUUGUAACUUUGAUCUGUUAAAUUAACAAACUAAAUAGUGUGACACUUGGUGUUAAUGGGACACUCUUGGUUCCAUAAUUAAGGCGUGUCCUGAGUGUGGCUGGAGGUAUGACGGAGCCAGACCUGUGCCUGAGGGUAGGCAACUAGAGUUGGCCAAAAUAAUCUGGUGUAGAUAUUGUGGCACCGUGCAGCUUCGUUAAUGCUUUUGUAUCUUUUGUCAAGAUCAUCUUUGUGGCCUAUUUGGUAAAAUCUGAGAAAUUCAACUGUGCUACAGAUACAGCUUGGCUGGUACCUGAAUUUUUAGAAUUGUGUUUUUAACUUGCUUUCAUUUUGGAGUUUAGUGAAUUAACUUUUCUGUAACGUUCUGCACAGUGCUUAUUCUUUCAAGUAUCUGUUACUGACCCUUAAUUCUCAAGGUCCAACCCAGUCAGAUUUAAAAACUUCCCAGGUUUGUUUGACUUGGGAUAAAGGCAAGACAUGGGUUGGGAACUACUGAUUGAGAUAUAUAGGUUUUUUUUGUUUUGUUUUUAAACAUCCAGUAAUGACCGUGGCUGAACUAGUAAAAUCAAUUUGACUUUUGCCAAGCUAGCUUACGGUAUGUCUGUUUACAGAAAUAUUUUUUUGCCUCUUUUGCAGUUAAACUGUUUUCAGCGAGUGAAGAAUUUCGCCCAUAAGUUUCACAGACACUUCUUGCAACAAUGGUAAGAAUCUGUACAUUAGAUACCACAACAAUUGCCACGUUUUAUGAAAGGUGUUAAAAUUUAGUUCUUACCCUCACAGCGUCCCAUGCGCAUCUUCGUGAAUGAUGACCGCCAUGUGAUGGCUAAGCACUCCAUGGUGUAUCCAACUCAAGAGGAACUUGAAGCUGUUCAGAACAUGGUGUCCCACACAGAGAGGGCGCUCAAAGCUGUCUCUGACUGGAUUGAUCAACAGGAGAAGGUUCAAAUUGGUGCAGAAGCUUUACUACCAGAAGCUGAUGUGGUUAUUGAGGAUUCAACAGAUGAUACCAAGGACAGGUAAAGACUGAUUGUCAAACAUUACUUUUGUCUUGUGGAGGUUUUCUGUUGGCUCUCUAAGAUCCUAGGUUCUGGCACACAAUUUACCAACAAUAACAAUGUGUAGUUAUGCAGAAAAACAGUUCUAUUCUCUGUAGUCAUCCUCCAAUUUGCUGUAAUGUAAUUAUUCCCUCUUUUUUUUUUUUUUUUUUUAAAGCACUGAAAUUAAACCCGGUGAGAACCCAACCAGGACACUCCGUGGUGUGAUGAGAGUUGGUCUUGUUGCCAAAGGACUUCUUCUCAAAGGGGACUUGGAUUUGGAGCUUGUCCUGCUGUGUAAGGAUAAACCCACAAUCUCUCUUUUGAAGAAAGUGGCAGAAAACCUGGUUGUCCAGUUUGCGGUACGUUCAUAUCGAGCAGUGAUGACUCUAAAAUUUACUAACUGCAAAGUAUGUGGGUUUUUGGUUUAGGAAAGUCCACUCUUCUAUUUUAUCUAUUUUUGUUCUCCCACUUCUAAAGUGGGGAGAAGAAACUUAAAUUUUCUCCCCUUGCCAUACUUGUCUAAUGAAGUGUUUACUUGUAUUAGCUGAAUAGAUUUACACAAGUGAGUAGGGGUAUGUUCUUUGUAGGCUUGUUACAUCUACAACCCUGUAUUUUUAAUCCUGUUAAUUUGUAUCUGCUCAUGUUUUCUUCUCAACAGUCUGUUUCUGAAGAGAAGUACGAUGUGAUCCAGAAUGUCAGAGAAGCUAGUAUAGUAAUCCAAAACACAAAGGAACCUACCCUAACCCUCAACAUCCGCCUCACCUCUCCACUUGUUCGAGAGGCAGUCGAGAAGAUGAAUUCUGGAGGUAUGAAAGAAAGAAAAUGGACUGCUAACUUAAACAAACACCUUUUUUAUUCUUUUCUCACUCCUUGGAAUUUGUCCUGGCAUUCAGUUUACUUACCAGUGUCUUAUGAAGGAUCAGAACUGUAGUCUAGCCACACUUAAUGCUAUAAUACCCACCUUUUGGGCCAGCUGUUGCUAAUCUUAUAACCCAGUGGGCCCUUUCUGUGGUUAUUACAGUUGACUCUAUACAGCACCAGAGGCAUGUGGCUUCUGUUUAGAGGACUCACAGGCCCCUCUGGUGAUUGUAUACAGUUGUCAAUGUGUUUUUGCAUGUAUUCUGUAUCUUUUGUCGUGUGUGUUGCCGCAAAAAUGACUGACACAACACUUUAAUAGGGGUCAGCCAGUAUUUUUGCAUUCCUGGAGCCGAUGCAGAGUUUUGGAUAAAGUUAAGCUACAUCUUUGGAUGUUGGCACAAGUUUUCACUUCCAGUUUGGUUUCUAGCAUUUCCCACAAAUUGGCUAGCCUUAUCUAAAACCCUGGUUGUCAGACAUAAUCUUGCUGCAGCACAAACGUCAUCCCGAAUUGUUAUUGCUUCUAUGAAUAUAAUGCAAUAUGGUUCUGACCUCUGAUCUCGUAUCAAGACUUCUAGUUUGUCGAUUUUUAGGGACGCUGGACCUUUGACCAACAGGACUCUCUCUGUCAUGGGCUGUGGCCAGGGCAGUCGAGCUGGGAGGGAGGGUUUGCUUAUUAUACUGCAGCUAGCAGAUGAGUGACCUUUUUUGUUUUCUUGCUAGACUCUGCUCUUUAAAGCCGCAGUCUGUCAGUUGUCUGAUGCCAGGAUAUUGUCUGUCUGUAAUCUGUGUACAAAUUGUAUUGCUGUAAUACUCCUCACUAAAUUGUCUUAUAAACUGUUCAGUGACCAGAGGGUGCGUAUUGAUAAGGGCAUCUCAAGGUAACUUGAUAUGGGCAGACUGCUGCUUUAUUGCUUCUGAUAGGUCAGUGUAGCUGUUAUGUAGGACAGGGCAUAAUCACCUUAUGUUUAGUUGGGUUUUUGUUUAUUUCAAUGGGUUUUCGUUGAGCAUGGGAGUCUUGUUAGGGAAUUCCCUCUAUUCCCCCAACAGCAUAGGUCAAGUAGUAAGAGUAUUUAGCUAUUGUCGGAGAGCCCCACUGCCCUCUGGAAGCUGCCUCAUCCCCUGUCCACCUGACAGACACCCCCUUGGUCAAACCGUGCCUUGUCUUCUUAUCCAUGAAUAGAAACGAUAUCAGUCAGCGAUCCUCCGGACGUUCUGGACAGGCUCAAAUGCCUUGCUGCAUUGGCGUCACUCCGACACGCCAAGUGGUUCCAGGUUUGCAUUUUAUUAUUUCUGUCUUAAAGUAGUAAACGCAUUUAAUUUUUAUUUUACUUAAACUCUAAGUCACAUGUUAAACUUUAAAUCUUUACAAAAACACCAGAGCAGUAGCUGUGAUGAGCUUGGCACCUGUCACACUACAGGCCGCUGGGUGAGCACACAGUGGAGGUACACCUUUCACAAGGGAACGUAAUGCCUUGCGCAUAGUUGCUGCUUUGUUUUAAGAGUAAUUUUAAUUUUUAUUUCUACACUAAUUGCUAACUUAACAUACAUAAGGCUUAUCCUUAAUCAUAGAUUACUUUUUACCCUUGACAAAGUAGCACUGCAAAACGUUUUUAUUUUCUUUUCCUGCUUGUGUGAGUGUAGCUUUGAAUGCUGACCUGUGUUCUCGUUGUCUCAGGCUAGGGCAAAUGGACUUAAAUCUUGUGUGGUAGUCAUCCGUGUGCUCCGGGAUCUUUGCACGCGUGUGCCUACUUGGGAGCCGCUUCGUGGAUGGGUAAGCCUCUCCUAUUUUUUUUUUUCCACAAAACUAUGCACAUAUGUCAAAUGAAUCUGCACCAAAGCUACAUCCUGUAGUUAUCGUAUCCACCUAUUUUUCAUAUCCUGAGUCUCUAGAUUUGUAUAGACAGUAUACCACUUAUUUUCCCUUUCCCUUAUUUUAUUGUUGGGAAUACAGGUGCACCAGUCUAGCUGUUUGGUUUUUUUUUUCUUUUUUUCUUGAUUCACUGCUGUCCUUAUAAACUCUGCUGCUGGUUGAGUAACUUGUGUGGGUUUUAACAUUUUUUUUUUUCCUCUUAAGCCUCUAGAGCUUUUAUGUGAAAAGGCCAUUGGAACAGCAAACAGGCCAAUGGGUGCAGGGGAGGCCCUAAGAAGAGUUCUUGAAUGUCUUAGUUCUGGAAUACUUAUGCCAGGUCAGUUUGACUCUUUAUUUUCUGUAGUAUGUUUAACAUUAUUUUGGUUAGCACAACCCAAACUUUCACUCUACUUCCAGAUGGCCCUGGACUCUAUGACCCAUGUGAAAAGGAAGCCACUGAUGCUCUUGAGCAUCUUGAAAGACAGCAACGGGAAGACAUUACACAGAGUGCACAGGUGAAUUGCUGACCUUUUUAACAUUUUCUAAUUUUCUUUUGAAUGACACCAAGCGGCAGUCAUUUAUUGGAAAUCUCCACUUAGAAGCUUAAUGGCUUAGAUUAAUAGAAUACAUUUUGGAAGUGUAUAUUGUAAUAUUUUAAUGCUUUGUUUAAGGCUUUAUGAGCUCUUGCAGUAAACCUAUAGGUUGGGAUAAUUCUUAUUCCUUGUUUGAUUGUUGCAGCAUGCACUGAGACUGGCUGCAUUUGGACAGUUGCACAAAGUUUUGGGAAUGGACCCUCUGCCUUCAAAGUUGCCGAAGAAACCAAAAAUUGAAAAUCCAAUUGACUACACUGGUAGGUCAUGAAGUGGGAAGCUUAAAUGUGUUCCCAGUAUACACAUACUGUUAUCUAAUUCUAGGUUUUUUCCUCCCCUCAGUCCAAAUUCCUCCCAGUACAACAUAUGCAAUGCCACCACUAAAGCGCCCAAUUGAGGAGGACGGAGAAGACAAAUCGCCAAGUAAGAAGAAAAAGAAGAUUCAAAAGAAAGGUAUUUAAGGAUAGGAGAGACUCAGGCAGGGUACACUGUAUAGUGAAACUCCUUGUACAUAGCUGUAGUUUUUAAAUAAAGCUAUGAUACUGGUUCAUAUACAAAGUGGUGUCCCUCUCUGAAUAGUUCUCUUGCUUGCGCUUACAGUAAUAGACAUUGCAGCAGUGAUGUCACAAUAGCCCUACAAUCUGCUGACUUUCAUGCACCUGGAAUGACUGCUCCUUAUUUUGUAACCUCUUGGAGAACUUGUGUUUAUACAUAUAUUCCUUCUGUAGGAGGUUAAUUUGUGUAUGAUUACAUGACAGUUUAAGGUGCUGCAAUUUAUUGGUUUGCAGCAUGUGUACUUUGUGGGUAGAAGGUGCUAUUCAGUCCUCCUGUAAGUCUCUGAGAAUAAAACUUGUAGAUUGGAGUCAUUACUUUUUUGUUGGUAUUCAGCAGUUAUUGCCCUUUAAAGAAUUGAUGUGAUCUUUAAAACUUGAUUUGGGAGCCUUGUGUUCAUUUUAUGCAGAUGCUUUUGUACAGUUUUUGGUUAAAACUGAUUUUCUUACAGAUGAGAAGAGCGAGCCUCCCCAAGCAAUGAAUGCUCUCAUGAGAUUGAACCAGCUAAAACCAGGUCUCCAGUACAAACUUGUAUCCCAGACAGGACCCGUACACGCACCUAUAUUUACAAUGUCUGUAGAAGUAGAUGAAAAAACAUAUGAAGCCUUUGGACCAUCAAAGAAAACUGCUAAGCUUCAUGUUGCUGUCAAGGUAACUAUAUAAUUUCUCCCCACACUUCCAUGUAUCUACUCAAGACCAGAAUGGUACUCUUCAUGAGACUGUUCAUCGUGCACUAUAUGAUGUUUAUUUUUAAUGUAGGUAUUACAAGACAUGGGACUGCCAACCGGAAUGGAAGAAAAGGAGGAACCUGCAGAGGAGGUAGAACAGAAGCCAGUAGUUGAAACUCCAGCACAGCAAACAGACUCUACACCAUCUGAGUCAGCAGAUGCCGAGGUAUGUCAUGCGUUCCUUAUUUAUUCCCCGAUGUUUCCAUCUAUUGCUUCUUGUUGAAAUCUUUAGUGUUUCACUAUAGGAAACUGAUUAAACGGAAGGCUGAGAAUUGUUGGAAAAUUUUGAAAGCAGGAUAGACUAGUUCCUAUUUCCUCUCAUGUAAAUCUGUAUAGAUUUUAGUAUUCUACAGAACCCUUUGUCCCAUGUUUCAGCAACUCUAGGCUUAAAUCUGCUUUUUAGUCACUUGGAUUAAUCUUUUAACCCGUUCAUGCUAGGGUUCAAAGCAGCAAGGUCCUAUUCUAACAAAGCAUGGAAAGAAUCCAGUCAUGGAGUUAAAUGAGAAGAGGCGUGGCCUGAAAUAUGAACUGAUCUCAGAAACUGGUGGCAGCCAUGACAAGAGAUUUGUGAUGGAGGUAAGGUUUCUUUUGCAUUUUACAGUACUACAACUUUAGGGACCCCCUGCUGGCAGAAUCCACAUCAUCCUGCCAAUCUUAUUGGUUAUUCACUAACCAUGUAAAUGAAUACCAUCUUCUAAAUGCCGCAUUUGGCUGCUCUCUUGCAAACCAGUAUGUCAGUAUAGCUACUUCUUAAAAGUUUUUUUAUAUGGCUUGUGAUGGACUGCCUGGCACCCCGAUUGGGUGCCUCUGCCAAUCGAUGCUUCCUAGUGUUCAGAGUACUCCAAGCACUCCACCAGACACAAUAGCCACCAUAAACCCUGCAGCCAUUGUUACAGCUUGGUUGGGGUCUGGCUGCUCUCCACCCACCCUGGACCCUAGACCAGGAUCCAGCUUCCAGUGGGUAGACCCCUCCCAAUCCACAGGGUAAAUCAGGCUGCUCUUACAAGAGCUAGUGAUUAUAAACCAAGGGAGUCUAGUGCUAUAGCAAUCCCCAGAGUAAAUAUUGCUGUCUCCUCCACACAUGAGACAGGGCUCGGAGGGUGAAGAGGAUUUUUUUUUUUUUUAAUGGCAGCAACAACUGGCCUCGUAUACAAAUUCCCAUGCAAAGUGUUUUCCAUAACGCAUUCCAGGGGCAUUCCCCACUGGACCUGAGAGGGGACUGUGACAAAGUACACACUGUAAUUACAUUGGCUCUCAGGUUCAGAGUCCGGAACUGUACUAAACUGCCUCCAGGCACCGAAAACUGAUAUUUAUUAUAACCCAAAAUUAGCCUAAAACACAUGGAAACCCCACAAAUAUCAUAUCCCCUGAUGGCUCUGAUCUGGGGGACAAACACAUCCAAGAAUCACCCAGAUUGGGUUGUGGUCGGGAUUUCCAUGGAAGUCAUAUAGACAGAGCCUUUAAAGUGCAUUGAGCAAGGUAUAUUGCAGGCCCCUCAAAGAGCCAGUGGCUAGGUUCAGUUAGUCACAUGGCUUACUUUUAAGGCCUAAUCUAUGUGACUGUAUCUUUCUAGCCAUGUACUGUUCAAAAAUCGUCCUGAAAUGUAACCUCAUGUUCCAGGUUGAAGUUGACAGCCAAAAGUUCCAGGGUUCUGGUUCAAACAAGAAGGUUGCUAAGGCUUAUGCUGCUCUUGCUGCACUAGAAAAACUUUUCCCAGACUACAAUACAUACACAGAAGCACCCAAAAAGAAGAGGCCACCCAUGAUGCCCAGGGGUGGGCCAAAGUUUCCAGGAAAGGUAAGGAACCAAUAACAUUACAGGGUAAUAUUUAAAGUACCAGUACACGUAUGGUGACUUGUCUGUUUUUUUUUUUUUGUUUUUUUUUUUUUGAAGUGCCAAGUAUACUAGAUGCAAUUUGGGUGCUUUUAUUUUUGUAUCCAUGUAAUUGGCUGUAACAACUUUCAUUGACUCCUCUGCCUGGUAUUUUCUUUGAUUCUCAGUUAUUUUAAAGGAGCAUUGUGUAUUGCUUAGAAUACAAAGCUGGCAAGCGAAGGAAUUCUAGUGGCAAUGUGGUAGACUAAAGCCAGUCUUAACCCUUCUCUAAAACUGCAAUGUUUUAACUUGACAAGGACACUUGAACCCAGACCAAUGAAAGUAUGUGGCCUGUGUGCCUAGUGUCCCUCUUACCUGGACACAAUUGAUCCUGUGAGUGAACACUACUGGUUGCCCUGUUACUAGCUCCUGAGAUCUGUCCAUUGUAUUGCAGUUGUCAGUUGAGUUUCGCAAUGGCUACUCAUCUUGUGAAGCAUGACAGACUGGGAUUAACAGACAUUUGCUAACAGAUGCUGUACAAAAGGCAAGCUGACAGACUAGCCUUUUGAAAGUCUCUUCUAGAAAGCAUACUGAAAUUGGAGAAACUAUUGGAAUAGUACUAACUUUUUACAUUGUUUCUUCUCCUGCAGCACAACCAGGGAUUUGGGAUGAUGUACAAUGAAGUGCCACCACCUCAGGCAAUGCGUGGACGUGGUAGGGGUGGAAUGAAUAGAGGUAGAGGGCGUGGACGUGGUUUUGGAGGUUACAUGAAUUCAGGUAAAGCAUUGGAUUGUAGUUUUCACAACACUUGUGGAUAAAUUAGUUCUGCUGCUUUUGACACUUUGUGAACUAAAUUUUUUUUUUUGUUUGGUCUGCUUUAUUUAAUCUGGUUUCUGUUUGACAGGUGGAUACGGUGGUGGCUAUGGUGGAAACUACAACUAUCAGAAUUCUGCUACAGCUGGAUACAGUGAGUGAUCACUUCAGAAACUUUCACCACCUGCAGAUAAUUGAGCACUUUUCUGUUGACCUAGUGCUUCUGUUAAAAUCUAGCUUCUGUAAAAGUGCUACUGUCUAGCAUAAAUCUGACAGCUACCUUAUAAAAGGGGCUUAGUUUAGGCCUCAAAUUUAGUUUAUAUGAAUGUAAUUAAAGUUAAUGCAGCCAUUAUAAUUUUAGACAUAUCUUCCAUCUGCCCCAGCCAACAAUCUUCAGCUAUGGAAAAGUGCAGUUAUCACUUUUGCAUACAUACUUAAUGCAGUAGAACAGGGAUUGGGAGGAAGUAAACUAUGCCAAUAUUUGACACAUGGCUGCAAAAAGCAACCACAUCGGAGGUGCCUGUGCUCCCUUUUAACAUGUCCUAGUUCUUCUACAAUAUACACCCACCAAUUAGACAUGCUGUCAAAGUCCCUCACCUGUGUAAAAUAUUCAAACUUGUUCCCCCCCCCACUUUUUUCCAAACCUGAGGAUCCCACUAAUGGACAAUGUAGACUGUUUUAGCCCUUGUAUACAUGGUAUAGUUCUUUUACACAACUGUUAGUUCAGACUACCUGAGAAAUUGUGUUAAGCAGUUUGUACAUGCUGCCCUCACGUGGCUUUUGCUGGUUUUAGUGCUUGAAUGUCAGUAUGAACUGCAUAUCUUCCUGUCCACUUUCUCUACUAUGGAGACAGUGUUUGCCUUCAUUUUGGUAGCAUUUGUGGUGUGUAACUGCAUACAGUAGAGACUUUAAUCUGUUCCUCACUUUCUGGUUAGAGUACUUGUUCCUCAUGUAGCAAAGUUCCAGUUUGAAGCCUUGCGCACAUCUGACACAUGCAUUGACUUGCUAAGCAGUCAGUGGAGUAAUGAGUAGUUUGAGUAUAGAUCAAAUCUGUGUAAUAAACUGGAAAGCAACCACUGCAUGUCAGAUCUCCGCAACCUGUCCACUCUUGUCUCAUGUCACUUGACCUCACAGGAGUAACUUAUUUUAAUUUUAUUUUCAUUGAGUGUUUACUUAGAUGUUGGCAUACCGCUUUUGUCUGAAAGCCUUGCUCUAGUGUCUUGAUAUCUUGAGACAGGAUAAACAUGCAUUAUGUAUAUACUUUUUUACAUUUCUCUGCUUUGGUUUUACAAAGUGAGACAACAUGCAACUCACAUUUCCUGGUUUAUACGCAUCCCCCCUUUGUAUCCAGCUGGAGCAGCAUCAACACUUUUUUUUGGGGGGGUAGGGGGGGAGACGGGAGCAGAGAAAUCUAAAACUUUGUACAAAAACUGUGGCACAAUGGCCCUGUUUACAAAAGAAUUCUAAUUCUUAUUUUCUCUCUGCUGUCUCUCCCCCUUUUUGUAGGUGACUUUUUCACAGACUGCUACGGUUAUCAUGAUUUUGCAUCUGCCUAGACCAUCUGUAGCGUACUGUUCCCACUCACUCAAAACCCACAAGCUCUUUACUCCAGUCUGUCUUGAACUCCAAAAAAGAUGAAAGUUCUCCUGAUUCUAUAUUUUUAAUUUGCUCAUCACUGAAUUUUUGGACUGCUCACUUCAAGCAUUCAGACUGUAGACCACGGCAGUGUAUAAAACGGGGCUGUUUGAACCUUCCCAUGGGAGAUUUUUUAAUUUUGUGCAGAAAUGAACUUUUUGUCUGCCGUUGAAGUGUAACUUGGCCAGUUUUUUGCUCUUCGGUUUUCUGUAAAUUGAAGCUGCCAUAUGGUUUUUUUGUGUGACUGAGGAGAAAAAGGGUGUUUCUGGUCACUUUUAGAGUUUUUACGGUUUUAAUCUUGCAACCAUUGUUUUUGUUUUCUGUUUUGGGCGUGGUCAUAAUGUUUUAAUAAAUCUUGUAAAAAUGACAUUGUGGAAACUUUGUAUAGAUUAUUUUGACAAAUGCUUUUUUUUUUCACAAUGGGCUUGCUUAUAACAAAUGUUCCCCCUAAGCUAUGUACACCUUAUUUAUGAUGCUUGCAUGUGACAGAGUACCUCUAUUCCAUUGAACUGGCAUUUAUAUUUUUAAUCAUUGGACCAGGUCUGUUGCUACAUUUAUAUAUCUAUCAAAACUCCCUCUGAUUGGUCUAAGGGGCAUAGUCUAAAGAUGUAGCAAUUAUUGACUUAUCUUGUGAAUGCCAUGAUCUCUGUUUAAUUUUUGCAAUGAAUGAUGGUAUUUGCAACCGCUGGGUGGCUCCAUAUUACAGGAAGGCAGUAAUGGAUAGCCUUUUGGCAUGAAACGGUUACGGGCUUUAAAAAAGUGAGAUCGUAGAACUGCUGCCAACAAUCCAUCCAUGCACUGCAUUUCUGUACUAUAUUGCUGCAGGGUAUACCAGUUUACUUUAUGGACUGUAGGUAUCAAUUGGACCACUGCAAAAAUUGUAAGCUAAAUUCACAUGUAUUCUGCUCACAGCCUGCUGGAUUUAGAGGGAACAUGGUUUAUAACCGUUAACUUUGCCCAUAUUUACCCCAUUAGUAUAGGGUUUUAGAAUACCUUCACUGGCAAAAUGGAGAUUGAUGUAAAUGUGCCAGUCUGAGGAUUUUCUGUUGAAGCCCUUAAUGUAGGGACAGAGUUUCUCAAUGUUGGUCCGCAGUCUAAACGUUGAGCCUCUUAUUUUUAAAAGCAUGGCUUGAUGUCAUAUGGCUCACUGCAGCUGUUACGAUGCAAUGUUAGACUUUACAAGGAUAUUCUUAAGCACUGUAGCAACCUAUAAUCGCACAGGUUAGUGUAAGGUUUCAUUUUGGUGCCUUUUUAUUAAUGUGGAUAACUAGUUAUCUGCAAAAAUCACUAGCUAUAGGCAAACACCCUUGAUUUAGAUGUUGCAGGAGAAACAGAAUUCUUCAACUAAAAUUACAGCUUUCUGCGUGGCGCAGCUGUAAAUGUCACUAUGUGCAAGACUCAAAUCUUCAGUAUAUCAAAAAGAUCUCCUUUAUGAAAUACUGAUCAAAUCUACAUUUAGAUUUCAAUGCAGUCAUAAGGUUGACAAAACAUUGUCAUCAAACUUUUGUCCAAUGUCAAUGACUGUCACAAGUGAUGGCUGUCCGAUUCAGCCAUCGAUAUGUGGAGGCUCGCAUAGACCUCAGUGUUGUACUUACGACUCCUGGCAACUGUAGCUCCAGGAUCUGAAGAGUACCUGCAAGACUAAAAUGGUUGCCCCAAGGGACAGAUUGAGGUAAGAAACUUGUCCUGUGCACCCAACGAACACUGGAUCCACAUCUGAUCUGUCAUUUUUGGUGGUCUUUGUGCGAUGAGAAGACCUGUCAAGUGACAAAUCUGCUUUAAUGUGAGCAAGUCUAUUAUAGUAAAGUUCACUAAACAGAGCUGUCUGGCAGUUCCCUUUUUGGUUUUUGAAUUGGCUCAACUAAAAAAACAUGAGGGUAUCUGAAUUUGUUUCCAAAAUGGAGUUUGCAGAUCUACAGCUAUAGCAGGAAUGGAUACUGUUGGUCCCCCAGCUUGGGAUUCAGAUAUGCCCCACUGUCAUCCAUCUCUUCUCUGCUUGCACCAGCAUAAUUCUUUAUUGGGUAUCAAACCAGACUUGCCUAAACAGGCAGUUAUGCCUGCUGAGUGCUCCUGACAAAUACUCUUUUGGCUUACAGGCCCACUCUAUUUUUAAGCUUUCAGUAACUGGUACAGACUUUCUGCAUGCGCCACAAAACAGACCACUAUUUGGUUUGACGGUCACAAAUGCUCCAAAUACUUUAAUACACAAGUGGUGUUCAGCACAUAAUUCAACUUAUGGUGGCAAACUUCAGAUGCAAAUUCUCUAGUGUAAGCCUUCUCACAACAGUGGAAAUGGGAAUGACUGAAAUGGCACUGAAGACCAUCCCAAUAAAACUGUAAAAUUUGGAAUCUCAAAAGUGGAUAUUUGUGGGAGACCAUUACCUCCUGCAGUGCCCCUUUUUGAAGUCACAGCUGUUCAAAAACGUUAUUGACAAAAUAUUUGAAAGUUUACUACUCUGCAGAUAAAGGUUUGUUUUGCUUUUCAAAUUCUAAAGUAUCUUUAGCAUUUGAGUUUUUUUUCACAUAAUUGAACUAGUAAGAAGGUUUUUUUUGUUUUUUUGGUCUUGUUAUAAUUGUUAUAACCAUCAUAUUCUAAAACUGCAGGAGUGGUUCUGGAACAGCUUUGAUUUAAAAGUUGCCUUUCUCACAAGCCAUUUUAUGACUUGUACAUACUUUUCAGUGGUUAAAUUUUUUUACUUUGCGCUUUAAUGGUUCUGCAAUGCUUCAUAACCUACCUUUCCUGAUAUAUAUAUAUUAUGCAUGGUUCUCUCGAGUUAUAAGUGAUACUUCCCCAUAUUUAAAAUUCUGAGCGGUUUCCUGUUAGAAGGCAGAAACAGAAUACACAUUCUUAGAUGAAUUCCUAAAACAGGCCCACUGAGGUGAAAUUGAAACGAGGAAUGCUCACAUGUUUAACUUUCACAACAUUCUCAAGCUAAAGUGUACACAAAUAUUAGCACUUUAAUUUUUUUCCUGUGGUGGUCCAGUAACUUUGCACACUGAACCAACUUUGCACACUGCUACAAUACUGGUACUAGAUUUCUAUAGCUUCAUAGCUUUGUAGCAUAGCCUUCAACACUGCAUCUGCCUCUUCUGUUUCUAGGCCAGUUCUACAGUAAUGGAGGUGGUUCCGGCAACCAAGGUGGGGGUGCUGGAUCUGGUGGCUACAGUAACUACUACCAGGGAGAAAGCUACACACCACCCACACCACCUAAACCUUUUGUGAGCAAGAAGCCCCCACCUCAACAGCCUCCCCAACAGUCUGCACCUUCUCAACCGCCACCACACGUAGCUGCACAGCCUAAGCAGGCCUACAACCAAGGUUACCAGUCUCACCAAACGCAGCCACAGCAGAGUUACAACCAAGGCCAGUAUGGAAACUAUGGCCAAACUCAGAAGCCAAAAGGUGGCUACAAUCAGACUUCUCAGUCUGGUGGUGGAGGAGGUGGCUCUUACACUUAUCCAAACUCCUAUACAGGAGGUGCAGCUUCUACAGGUGAGCUAUAAAAACCUGGUCUUGUCAGUGUUUGUGGUCUUGUUUAAAUUUUCUGUUUCCUCCACCUUUCAAAUGCUAAAUCUUACUUUCUUAUCCCUAGGUUAUGGUGAAGGCACUGGUGGCCGUGGCGGCAGCUCAUACACUGCACAGAGCUCUGGUGGUUACAAUGCAGGUACACAUUCCGGCUAUGGUAGCACCAGCAAUACCUCCUCUUACCAAGGUAAUACUGUGUUUGUUGUCUGUGGGAGGAUGGACAGUUUGAGAUGACCUUUACUGUGCUAGAGCCUCUAAACCAGGGGUCCUCAAACUCCGGCCCACCAGAUGUUGCUGACUACAACUGCCAUGAUUCUUUGGCUAUCUAUGUAAUUCAAAGAAUCAUGGGAGUUGUAGUUCAGCAAAAUCUGGGGGGCCGGAGUUUGAGGACCCCUGCUCUAAACUCAGGCUUCCCCAAACUCCGGCCCUCAAGAUGUUGCUGACUACAACUGCCAUGAUUCUUUGGCUAUCUAUGUAAUUCAAAGAAUCAUGGGAGUUCAGCAACACCUGGAGGGCCGGAGUUUGGGGAAGCCUGCAACUUAAAUGCUGUCUUACAUGUGUAAAACAGAUGUGUUGGAAAUGUGGCUCUUCCACUUUUGAUAGCAUUUUGUUCUGUAUGUUUUGGCCUUAUGCUGAACACUCUAAUGGCAAAUUGCAAUAAUCUAAACUUUUAAUACAAUAACUUGAGGUAGUGUUACAAUUAAGUCAGACUUUUUAAUUCGACUUUUAUCUUCCAGGCUACACACAGUCAAAUUACAACCAAGGCCCUGGACAGAACUACAGUGGUCCACCAAGCAACUUUCAGCCUCCCCAGGGUGCGACUGGAGGUGGCUAUGGCAGAAACACAGAUCAUAAUAUGAGCUACCAAUAUAGAUAAACUCUCUAUUCCCAAAUGCCACUACCCGCUUCCUUUUUGUCCAAUCUCCCUUCAGUGAACAUCUAGCUUUUGUUACCAUUCUUCUGGAUUUAUGGCAUCUACGGGAAACUAAGGGAGGUUAUCCCUCUUCCCCUUGUUGCAGUGCUAUUGUGAUUACUCGCUCCUUCAUGGCAAUCUCUCUGUAAUUCCACUGAUUUUUUUUUUUUUUUUAAAUCGGUUCUUCUACCGUUGUAUCUAACACCCCAGAUCGCACCAGAAGGCCUCUUGUGCGUAUACUGUAAGUUUGAAUUGUGUUUAUUUUUUUAAAUUUCUUUGGUUCCUACAGCCCUGUCUUUAAGUUUGUGGCAGGUGAGUUAAUUGGGGGCUGCAGCAAGCAAAUCCACUCUAGCCACAAUCCCUUAUUCCUUCUGUCGGGUUUAGGCCUACCUUUGUUCCCUCUCCUUGCAACUUUCCAGUCCUGGUGUUUAAUAUGGCAGUGAAGUGACUUUUUUGUUUUUCUUUAAAGUGUAUUAUGAACACUUCCUUGCAGACCAAAAUUAAUGUUCAGGUGAUUCCAUAAAAGUCUGAGCAUUCUAAAGUUUGUGACCGGUAUCUGCUACUGGAAGUGUUCUGUGAAAUGACAGUACAGCAUCUGUAACUGAGCUACAAUCUGCAUUGUGGGAUAUUGUGCAUGUUGGCACAUCCUUCAAUUUUCUGGCUUAUUUUAAUUUGUGUAAAUUUUGUAUUCCUUCCUGUUAUCUAGAUUGUUUCAUGCCUUCACUGCCAAAUUAAAUCAUGGUAAAGUUGUCUGAGCUGUUUAGUCUAUUUGGGAAGCAGUAAGCCUGGUCAGAGUUAAGUUGUUGCUCCUCCCAUUUCCUGUUUGUUAAAAUAAUUCUGUGAAGUGACUUAACAAGCUUUAUGUAUUUUAAUGCGUUUAGUGUUUUUUGAAUUUUUUUUUCCCUUUUGGAACUUUUUUUCCUGUUUUAUAAGUGAAGACUUUAUUUUAAAAAUUGGGAUGCGUCAAAAGGGUUCUUUUUGUAUGUCUCGUAUCAUUCAGGCAGUAUCUGGAGUGAGCCGAAACAUAGGCGAAAUAAAAUUUAAACUGAACUUCACCUGUCUGCAUUGAGUGUAAUCUAUUUUUUUUUUUUUUGAGUGAAAUAUCUGAACUAUGUGCAAAUAGACUAUUAAAGUAAGAUUUUAG